GCCGGGCGCGCUCGCCCCGCGGCCCCGCGCAUCCCAUCCCAUCCCACCCCGCCCCAUCCCAUCCCGUCCCGUCCCGGCAGGAAUUCUCCGUGCCCACGGGAGGCUGCCGGCCGUGGAGCGGAGGCUGGAGCUGCUCUCUAAAGCCGGCCGGCAACUCCGGGGUUUGAUCGCGCCCGCCGCUGCCGCCGCUGUGGGGUCACCCCCUCCCGCCGCCGCCUCGUUUCGCGGAAGGAAAAGAUUUCACCCGUUCAAAAGUAGAGAUUUCGCUGAGUGGGAAGGGGCGGUUUUUUCUUUUCUUUCCUUUUUUUUUUUUUUGGUCGCUUUUUUAAUUUUUGUUUUUCUGCUGUCGCCGGUGGUUUUGGGUUUCUGUGUGCGCGGCAGGCUCCAUCCCGCAGGACGAGAGGGAGGAAAGCCGCGUUUGCCAAAGCAGCCUUCCACCUGCUGCGAUUCAAAUAUUGUUAAGCAGCCGGUUCCUGCGGCCGAAUUAGAGGAAGACUGCCUGAGAUACUGAAAAAAAAAAAAAAAAAAAGGAGAAUUGGCAACGAGCGCCGAAGUUGUUGCAGACUGUUGGUCUGACUGCUGAGGAGGACGUGAGUGGGAGAGAGAGAGCGCUGUUGCACACACAAAACCACAGAGAGAACCCACAAUUUAACCAACAUCCCCAACCCCGAGUUUGCAGCUGUUGGACCUCUCAGCUCCGGCGCUUGCGAUCGGCUCUGACUUUUCUUUAAAUGAAUGAAAGGCGUUAUAACAAACAUAGAGAUUUGAAGCUUGAACGCCAUGCACUGAGCUUUUCUUUUCUUUUUUUUUUCCUUUUUUUAUUUUUUCUUCUUUUUGCGCAAGAAUGAUUGAAAGGUCAUGACACGAGCGCUCUUAGAGCAACGCCAAGCGAACUACUGAAGCUCAUUUUCAAGGCUGCUUUAAAAAAAAAAAAAAAAGGAAAGAAAAAGAAAAUCUGGCGGAGAACAUUAAUGGAUUCCUGUUGUGUUUAAAUUCUCUACAGAUUCUGUUGUAAAUAUUUGAUGAAGUCCGGUAGAUGUGCGUGUGCGUGAGUGUGUGGCCGUGAAUUUCUAUCCAGUUGUAGCCAGCUGACCUUUGCUCAGCAAGCCGAGCUCUCGAUCCGCCUCCUCCAAGGAACAGCCCCGAAUUUCCCUCCAAGAGCGAUUUUUGCCUCCAGAAGACGCCGGCGCCUUUUGGUUUCUCUUGGGACGGGAGAGAAAUCACCUGGAAGGACCUGGGGAGCGCCGGCUCCGCGCGUGUUUCCGACCGCCUCGGUGCUCGCUCGCCUCCCUGUUUUUACUUUUCCCGGCCGCUUUGGGAUGAGCUUUGGCCCCGCUCACUUUCCGCCUCCCGGCCGCGGUAAAGCCGCAUGAGCCUCGCGUUUAUCGGAUUAACGGGAUCUGUUCCGCCGGGCCAGCAAGCCGAGAGCUGAGGCUAUCAGCAAAAAACCAAAUUAACUCGGGGGACUCGGCAGCACCAAGCUCUCCUGGGAGCGGGGGCUCAGCCCGCGCCCGUUUAUGUUGGUCCCCAGAGAGCGGCUCGCUGAGGAGUUGCGCUCGCGUGGCCGCUUGGUAGGAACUCAGUGGAGGUGUUGUGUGGCUCUAAAGGCUUGUUGUGAUGCGUAUCCCCGUAGAUACCAGCACCAGCCGCCGCUUCACGCCGCCCUCCACCACGCUGAGCCCGGGGAAGAUGAGCGAGCCGCUGGCGCUGCCCGGCGCCGAGCACAGCGGGGCUUUGCCGGGGAAGCUGCGCAGCGCCGACCGCAGCAUGGUGGAGGUCCUGGCGGAUCACCCCGGGGAGCUGGUGCGCACCGACAGCCCCAACUUCCUCUGCUCCGUGCUGCCCACGCACUGGCGCUGCAACAAGACGCUGCCCAUCGCCUUCAAGGUGGUGGCCCUGGGGGACGUCCCCGAUGGGACCCUGGUGACGGUGAUGGCCGGGAAUGACGAGAAUUACUCGGCGGAGCUGCGCAACGCCACGGCCGCCAUGAAGAACCAGGUGGCGCGCUUCAACGACCUGCGCUUCGUGGGCAGGAGCGGCAGAGGGAAAAGCUUCACCCUGACUAUCACAGUCUUCACAAACCCUCCCCAAGUGGCCACGUACCACAGAGCCAUCAAGAUCACAGUGGAUGGACCUCGGGAACCCCGAAGACAUCGUCAGAAAAUAGAUGAGCAGACAAAGCCCGGCAGCUUGUCCUUUUCUGAGCGCCUGAGCGAGCUGGAGCAGUUGCGUCGCACGGCCAUGAGGGUCAGCCCACACCACCCAGCCCCCACACCCAACCCUCGAGCCUCCUUGAACCACAGCACAGCUUUUAACCCUCAGCCUCAGAGUCAGAUUCAGGACUCCCGGCAGGUGCAGCCCUCGCCGCCCUGGUCCUACGACCAGUCCUACCAGUACCUGGGCUCCAUGGCCACGCCCGCCGUGCACCCGGCCACGCCCAUCUCACCUGGCCGGGCCGGCGGCAUCACCUCGCUCACGGCCGAGCUCUCCAGCCGCCUCUCGGGAGCGUCUGAGCUGACGGCGUUCAGCGACCCCCGGGUGGGCAUCGAGCGCUCCUUCCCGGCGCUGCCGUCCAUCUCCGACCCACGCAUGCACUACCCGGGCGCCUUCACCUACACGCCCACGCCCGUCAGCUCCGCCAUCGGCAUCGGCAUGUCGGCCAUGUCCACGGCCUCCAGGUACCACACGUACCUCCCGCCGCCCUACCCCGGCUCCUCCCAGGCUCAGGGCGGCCCCUUCCAGACCAGCUCCCCCUCGUACCACCUGUACUACGGCACCUCGGCCGGCUCCUACCAGUUCUCCAUGAUCUCGGGCGGGGAGCGCUCGCCCCGCAUCCACCCGCCCUGCACCAACGCCUCCACGGGCUCCGCGCUGCUCAACCCCAGCCUGCCCAACCAGAGCGACGUGGUGGAGGCCGAAGGCAGCCACAGCAACUCGCCCACCAACAUGGCCAGCACGGCCAGGCUGGAGGAGGCCGUGUGGAGGCCCUACUGAGGAUGAGGAGGUCAGGAUGGAGCUCGAGGGUCAGGACUAACGCACUUCCCAUUGCCCGGCGCCCAGAGGGAUCCCAGAAACUUCCCCGCGGGCCCUGCCGCGUUCAUCCACGAGUUUCAGGAGCAAACCCUUGGGAAGUCAGCGCUCCC
Camarhynchus parvulus is the source of this 3143-nucleotide messenger RNA. RefSeq names its product RUNX family transcription factor 1 (gene RUNX1). Gene Ontology annotation, biological process: neuron differentiation; regulation of cell differentiation; regulation of transcription by RNA polymerase II. Gene Ontology annotation, molecular function: ATP binding; RNA polymerase II cis-regulatory region sequence-specific DNA binding; DNA-binding transcription factor activity, RNA polymerase II-specific. The record is from RefSeq and is a predicted model, not a curated record. Gene Ontology annotation, cellular component: nucleus. Lineage: Eukaryota; Metazoa; Chordata; Aves; Passeriformes; Thraupidae.